Messenger RNA from Alternaria postmessia, 523 nucleotides. RefSeq lists its product as uncharacterized. Gene Ontology annotation, biological process: carbohydrate metabolic process. Gene Ontology annotation, cellular component: membrane. Gene Ontology annotation, molecular function: hydrolase activity, acting on carbon-nitrogen (but not peptide) bonds. The annotation marks the transcript as partial. The record is from RefSeq and is a predicted model, not a curated record. NCBI's taxonomy places the organism in Eukaryota, Fungi, Ascomycota, Dothideomycetes, Pleosporales, Pleosporaceae. The transcript has a single exon.
AUGUUCUUCAUCGUCUUCGUGGUGGUAACUUUCAUCUUGCCUUUUUACGUCAUCUACAAGCCGCCACAUGUCUUGAUCCGAUAUUUCCAACGGAGGUGGCCUGACGUACUGUGGCACGUGCCUAUACCCAGAGCAAAAGGAGGAGAGAAAGUCAUUGCAUUGACCAUUGAUGAUGCGCCGUCAGAAUACACGCGCGAGAUUCUAAAAGUACUAGAGGACUAUGAAGCACAUGCGACAUUUUUCGUUAUCGGUGGGCAGGUGCGUGGAAGAGAAGAUGCACUCCAGCGUCUUGUGAAAAGUGGUAUGGAACUAGGGAACCACGCCAUGCACGACGAGCCGUCUCGUUCUCUGAGCCCUGAGACUCUUUACGCAGAGGUCACUCAGGUAGAAGGGUAUAUCAACGGCACGUACGACGCGGUGGGGAAACCGCAUCCACCGCGCUACUUUAGACCUGGGUCUGGUUUCUUCAGCACGAGGAUGAGGGCGCAGAUCAAGGAGAUGGAGUACCAGAUGGUCUUGGGUA